Messenger RNA from Medioppia subpectinata, 1168 nucleotides. The record is from the annotation of a GenBank genome assembly. NCBI's taxonomy places the organism in Eukaryota, Metazoa, Arthropoda, Arachnida, Sarcoptiformes, Oppiidae.
AUGCUUAAAAAUUUGGAUAAUCUGUCGCUUGUAAUCCACGGCCCAAACGACUUAAGACUCCAACAAAUGCCUAUUAAACAGCAUUUGGGAGAUAAUGAAUGUCUUCUCCAAACCCACAGUUGUGGGUUCUGUGGGACUGACUUGCAUUUAAUGGACGAUGGUCGGAUGGCUGACUUCGUGGUCAAAGAACCACUAGUUAUAGGACACGAAACGUCCGCUCGAGUGAUAGCCGUCGGCAAAGAUGUGACAAAUUUGAAAGUUGGAGACCGAGUGGCGGUCGAGGGAGCGAUUCCCUGCCAGAAGUGCGAGUACUGUCGGGACGGCAAAUACAACUUAUGUCCCAUUUCUAACACUCAGGCCAGAGGUUUGCCACCAAAACACGGCUGUCUUCGCCGUUAUUACACACAUCCGUCCGAUUUCUUGUUUAAACUUCCGGACAACGUUUCGUGGGAAGAGGGGGCGAUGUGUGAGCCGUUCGCCUGCAUAGUUCACGCCUGUCGUAGACUUAACAUAACCGCCGGUCAAAAUGUGUUGGUGUGCGGCGCGGGUGCGAUGGGAAUGAUGGCCUUCCUGUGCGCCAAAGCCUUUGGAGCCAAUAAAGUGUUUAUAACAGAUCUGAACAAAAGUCGCUUAGCGUUGGCCAACACAUUAGGUGUGGACAAGUCCUACGUAAUCGAUCCCAAGAACUUCAACGACUAUGAAAUGGCGCAGACUAUCAUCAAAGACAUGGGAUGUAAUCCUGAUGUUUGUAUUGAGGCGACGGGUAAUGAGACGAGCACUUCGAUGGCCAUCUAUGCGACCAAAAAUGGUGGUAAAGUGGGAAUCGUUGGUUUGGGAGGCCUUAAGAGUACCGUUCCUUUAGUUCACACCGCGAUGAGAGAAAUUGAUUUGAUCGGCGUUUGCAGUUAUCCAUUGGCCAUAUCAUUGAUUGCUUCGGGAAAAGUUAAUUUGAAGCCAUUAGUGACCCACAAAUUCCCGGUUACUGAAGCCAUCGAUGCCUUGAAAUUUAUGAAGAAGAAUGUGGAGGGAUCUCUCAAAAUUAUGGUUCAAUAUUAGAUUGUCAAUGAAAUACUCAUUUAGUUUAAUUACAGUGCAAUUAUAAUUUUAACUUUCAUAUAUUGUCUUAGAAUUCUGAGUAUUAAUAAUAUCUUAAAAUAAAAUUUGAUUA